Molecule: messenger RNA, 2829 nt
Organism: Tetrahymena thermophila SB210
Lineage: Eukaryota; Ciliophora; Oligohymenophorea; Hymenostomatida; Tetrahymenidae
Product: transmembrane protein, putative
Exons: 2
Source: RefSeq, a predicted model, not a curated record
CAAAACAAAAUUUUACAUAAAUAUAAAAAAUAAUUGUUUAUUUAAUAAAAAAAAGUAAAGACACUAAAUAAAUAAAUGAAUAAAUAUACUUUAUAGUUUGUAAACAAAUCUUUGGAAGAAUAAUAUUUUAAUAAAGUUGCUUUUCCUUUUUAUAAUACCAUAUUCUCAGCUUGGUGCAAAGUGUUACUACUGAUUUCUCUACCUUGUUCUCUAUUUACUUAUUUUACUGGAAAUUUAUAAUAUUUGGGAUUCAUUUGGUGUAUAGUUACAUCAUCUUCAAGCUUGUUGAUAGUAAGAUAUUAUAAAAACUCAUUCAAUAUAGUAACAGCAGUAUACAAUGCGGGGUUUGUUGUCCUAAAUAUAGGUUUUAUAUUGAUUACCAACAAAAAUAUAGGAGCAUAAGGCUAACAAAACAACAUGAUGUUUAUAUUCGCAGGUUCGCAAUACAUGUUCCACUUUAUUUUAUCGAUUGGAAGUAAUUUUUUGCUCACAUCUGCAGUAAUAUUUUUUCAAAAUUUCUCCUACUCAGCCGUAUUUUUUCCAGGAUAGCUAAAUUCUUUCCAUGGGCUAUUAUUCUUUUCGAUGUGCUUUUUAAUAUGGAUGAAAUAUACAAAUGAAAAGUACUAGAGAGAGGUUUUUAUUCUACAGGAAAAUGAGAAAGAGUGGAGUUAAUUUGUACGCGAUGUAUUACCUUCAAGUGUUAUAAUGGUUAAAUAUGAUACUGCUAAUGACUAAAUUUAAAAUAAACUUGUAAACAGGGUAGCCUAAACAGACUAUGAUAUCAAAGAUGACCAAAGCUUGACUUAGUUUUUAAGAAAUACUACAAUUUAGAAAGACAGUCUAAAUAAUAAUUAAAGUACUACUUCUGUAACUAGAAUAAGUGUAUUGAAAAAUUCUAAUCAAACAAAGAAUAAAAGAUUUUCUUUCUAAAAUGGAUUUUCAGAUACUUUGGAGAGAUUCAUUUACUAUCGCUUUAAGACUAUGAUUUAAAAAAGUACAAUUUUGAAAUCAAAUAAUAGGUCUCAAACACCAACAACGAAAUUAUUUAACAUAAGUGAAGAAAACUCGUAAUAAAUUGAUCAAUCUAAUACGUUGUAACCAAAUGAUCUUAAAUAAGCUAAAGAUUCUUGCAAUUUAACUGGAGUGAAUUUUACAUGUAGUAGGUAAAAAGAUUAUUCACCCACAGAUUAAUCAAAUAAUAAUAAAGAAAAUGAUGGCUUAAAUUUUUAAAAACUUAAUAAAAGAUAAUCUUUUUUUAAUAAAUCCCCAAAUUCCAAAUCCAAUAAGGAAAAAAAGGAAAUUAAAUAAAAAUAACAAGAGAAAGAAGAAGAAGAUUAAUAAAAAAAAGAAAAAUACAAUGUUGAAGAAUUUAAAGCCUUUAUUAUGAAAAAUAAUGUAAAGUAAGAGGUAUUAGUCAAAAUCGUAUUUUAUUAUACUAGUUAGCCAGUAUGCUCAAUAAGUAUUGACGAAGGUUUAAAAUAAUAAGUAGUAAAUAUUAGUAGGUAAUCUAAGAUUAAAGAAAAUCUAUACUUAGAGCAUUUCCUCAGAAUUGCUCAAAAGUUCUAAUCAGUUAUUUCAUGUAAAAAUCCUGUACUUUUUUAAGCAUUCAGUUUUCUGCACUUAAAUCAUUUAAGAAAUCUAUAAGAUCUAAUAUCGCUUAAAUAAGACCUUAAGCUGAAAGCGAAAUACAUUCCAUUUUAGUUUAACAAUCUUCUCAAAUACAUUUCCUCUAUUUUUUCACCUAUUUUUAGCUCUGAAGGUAUUUAAUUUUCCAUAUUAAUUGGCUAGUAAAAAAAUAAAUAAAAUGAAUGUUUAUCACCAAAUUAAUAAGAUUUUUUGUAGUUCCCUUCAGACAUUAUCUCAGGCAAAUUAAAUCUUUUUUCAUGUUCGAAUAUAAAUGAAAAGCAAAAUAACAGCGAGCUCCCUAAAAAAUCUUUGAUUUUAUCAGAAAAUUAAAAUCCUAUCACAAAUGAUAGUGGAUACAACAAAUUUGAAGAUUUCAAGGGUGUUAUUGAAACUUAUAAUGACUAGUAAAGAAUAAACUAAGUCAUUAUCAAUUUAUUAGAGAACGCUUUAGAGUUUUUAAAAAAAUCAAAACCAACCCAAAAAUAUGUACAGCUUAAAAUUGAUUUAAUAUAGGGAAGUGAUGAAUAAUCAAAUCUUAUUUAAAUCAAAGUGAUCAACAGCACAGAGCUAAAUUACUCCAAGCAAGAACUUUUCCUUGUCAAAGAUUCCCUUAGAGUUGAAAGAGACUUAAAUAACCCAAAUUACUUAUGGCAGUCUUAAACCUCAUUAAAGCCAACCUAACUUGGUUUAAAAGUAAACUAAAAGAUACUUGAUAAAACAUCGCCAUAUAAUUAUAUGGACAUUAAUUGUUAUGAAGAAUAGGUCGAAUUUUCAUUUUUUAUAUAUCAGAACAGCAGUAUUCUAUUAUAAAAAACCUAAUUUACAAACAAAAUAUUUGAUCAAAUAAGAAACAACUAAAUUGAGUAAAGCUACAUGCCAUCUUCUAAUAAUUUUAAUCCUCAGUUAUAGUAAUAUUAGGAUGCUGACUAGUCCACUAUCGCUUGUGUUAUGGAGUAAAAAAUGUAAUAACAAGUCUCAUCUGUAGUUUAAAUUCUACAAUAAUCAGUAUAGCAAGAUUAAAACCCAAACAGCAAUAUAUAUGAUGAAUCAUCUUAAAACAACUUUUAGUAACAUUUUUCUCAUUUAGAUUGUUCUCAAGAAUAAAAUAGUUAAAUCAGUAAUAUAGUUUUAAAAUUUCAACCUAAACAAAUGCUUGAUUUAAAUAAAAAGUAAUAAGCCAAAAAAAUAGGUUAAAAUGAAUGA